Messenger RNA from Leptonychotes weddellii (Weddell seal), 1945 nucleotides. Lineage: Eukaryota; Metazoa; Chordata; Mammalia; Carnivora; Phocidae. The record is from RefSeq and is a predicted model, not a curated record.
AUGCCACCCUCAAACCUCAAUCUCUUUCCUCCGCUCUGGCCCUGCCGCCUGGAGUAUCACGGAUUCAUACUCGCUUUAAAUGCCCUCGUAUCCUACCGACUGUCUUUUGUGUUUGAUGAGGGUACAGGCAACGAUAUCAGGUUUAAAGCACAAGGCGGGCCCGCCACGCCGCUGUCGCCCACGCGCCUGUCGCGGCUGCAGGAGAAGGAGGAGCUGCGCGAGCUCAAUGACCGCCUGGCGCACUACAUCGACCGUGUCCGCGCGCUCGAGCUCGAGAACGACCGGCUCCUGCUCAAGAUCUCCGAGAGGGAGGAGGUGACCACGCGCGAGGUGAGCGGCAUCAAGACGCUGUAUGAGUCGGAGCUGGCCGAUGCCCGCAGGGUGCUGGACGAGACCGCGCGGGAGCGGGCGCGGCUACAGAUCGAGCUGGGGAAACUGAAGGCUGAGCUGGAGGAGGCGAACAAGAGCUCCAAGAAGAGGGAGGGUGAGCUCACGGUGGCCCAGGGCCGCGUGAAGGAUCUGGAGUCGCUGUUCCACCGGAGCGAGGCAGAGCUGGCCGCUGCCCUCAGCGACAAGCGCGGCCUGGAGAGCGACGUGACUGAGCUGCGGGCCCAGCUGGCUAAGGCGGAGGACGGUCACGCGGUAGCCAAAAAGCAGCUGGAGAAGGAGACGCUGAUGCGCGUAGAUCUGGAGAACCGCUGCCAGAGCCUGCAGGAGGAGCUCGACUUCCGGAAGAACGUCUUUGAGGAGGAGGUGCGGGAGACGCGGCGGCGGCACGAGCGCCGCCUGGUGGAGGUGGACAGCAGCCGGCAGCAGGAGUACGACUUCAGGAUGGCGCAGGCGCUGGAGGAGCUGCGCGGCCAGCACGACGAGCAAGUGCGGCUGUACAAGCUGGAGCUGGAGCAGACCUACCAGGCCAAGCUGGACAGCGCCAAGCUGAGCUCUGACCAGAACGAUAAGGCCGCCAGCGCCGCCCGGGAGGAGCUGAAGGAAGCCCGCAUGCGGGUCGAGUCCCUCAGCUACCAGCUCUCCGGCCUCCAGAAGCAGGCCAGUGCCGCAGAGGACCGGAUUCGCGAGCUGGAGGAGACCAUGGCUGGGGAGCGGGACAAGUUCCGCAAGAUGCUGGACGCCAAGGAGCAGGAGAUGACCGAGAUGCGGGACGUGAUGCAGCAGCAGCUGGCCGAGUACCAGGAGCUGCUCGAUGUCAAGCUUGCCCUGGACAUGGAGAUCAGCGCCUACCGCAAGCUCCUGGAGGGCGAGGAGGAGAGGUGGGAGUCGCCGGGCCCGGGCUCGAGCGGCAUUGGCUCCGGCAGCGGCAGCAGCAGCGGCAGCACCAGCUUCCACCUGGCGCAGCGGGCCUCGGCCUCGGGCGGCGUCGGCAUCGAGGACAUCGACCUGGAGGGCAGGUUUGUGCAGCUGAAGAACAGCUCGGACAAGGACCAGUCCCUGGGGAACUGGAGAAUCAAGAGGCAGGUCAUGGAAGGGGAGGAGAUCGCCUACAAGUUCACGCCCAAGUACGUGCUGCGCGCCGGCCAGACCGUCACGGUGUGGGCUGCUGGUGCGGGAGUGGCCCACAGCCCCCCCUCGACACUCGUGUGGAAGAACCAGAACAGCUGGGGUGUGGGCGAGAGCUUCCGGACCGUCCUGGUCAACGCCGACGGGGAGGAAGUGGCCAUGAGAACCGUGAAGCAGUCCUCGGUGGUGCGGGAGACGGAGAACGGGGAGGAGGGAGAAGAGGAGGCAGCGGAGUUUGGCGAGGAGGAUCUUUUCCAUCAACAGGGGGACCCAAGGACCACCUCAAGAGGCUGCCGUGUGAUGUGAACGGAACACGCCUCAUGGAUGACCUGUCUUUACCCAGAGCCACCGAAAACUAUUUUUAUAUCAUUGGCUGUCUUUAGUCCUUGAUACAUUUCUAGAGAAUUUUUAAGCAUACUGCCAGAACAUG